Molecule: messenger RNA, 2775 nt
Organism: Medicago truncatula (barrel medic)
Lineage: Eukaryota; Viridiplantae; Streptophyta; Magnoliopsida; Fabales; Fabaceae
Product: putative receptor protein kinase ZmPK1
Exons: 1
Coding region: 95-2527 (810 amino acids)
Biological process (GO): recognition of pollen; protein phosphorylation
Molecular function (GO): ATP binding; protein serine/threonine kinase activity
Source: RefSeq, a predicted model, not a curated record
AUUUUUCUUCUUUAUCCAUAAAACUACACCACCAAAACAAUUCAAUAUUAAGCACCAAUCUUCUUCCCUCAUCACACCCCCCAAGAUUCCAACAAUGUCCCCUUCACCAUCACCAAUCUUCUUAACUUUUCUCAUCUUUCUCUUCCAUUUUCAACACACCUCAUCCUUCACCCUCUCAGUAGAAAACCCUGAACAAAACAUCAUACUCUCCCCCAAAAAAACCUUCACAGCAGGUUUCUACCCUGUAGGACAAAAUGCUUAUUCCUUUGCCAUAUGGUUCACCCAAAAACACAAAAAUCUCAACAACACUACCAUUGUUUGGAUGGCAAAUCGUGACCAACCAGUUAAUGGAAAACGCUCAACACUUUCCCUUCUCAAAACUGGAAACCUCGUCUUAACAGAUGCAGCUCAGUCCAUUGUUUGGUCCACUGAAACCACCUCAACAAAACCACUUGAACUACUAUUACAUGAAACAGGUAACCUUGUUCUUCAAGAACAAAGCAGAAAUGGUUCAAGAAAAAACAAUAUUCUAUGGCAAAGUUUUGACUUCCCAACAGAUACACUUUUACCUGACCAAACCCUAACGAGGUUCACGAACCUCGUUUCAUCAAGAAGUCAGACGAACUAUUCGUCUGGCUUCUACAAACUAUUUUUUGACAAUGAUAACAUUCUUCGUCUUUUAUAUCAAGGACCGAGAGUAUCUAGCAUUUAUUGGCCAGAUCCUUGGACUACAAGCAAUGGUGCAGCUGGUAGUGGUACAAGAAGUACUUACAAUAGUAGUAGAAUCGCGUCGUUGGAUUCGUUUGGUAGUUUUAGUUCUUCUGAUGAUUUUGUUUUUAAUACUGCUGAUUAUGGAACUUUUUUGCAACGUAGACUUACACUUGAUCAUGAUGGUAACGUUCGCAUUUAUAGUAGAAAAGAUGAGGAACAGGGUUGGUUUGUUUCGGGUCAAUUUCGUCAACAACCUUGUUUUAUUCAUGGAAUUUGUGGGCCUAAUAGUACUUGUAGUAAUGAUCCAUUGACUGGUAGAAAGUGUUCUUGUCUACCUGGUUAUGUUUGGAUUAAUGAUCAAGAUAGUUCUCAAGGUUGUAGACCCAAUUUUGAACUUUCUUGCAGUAACAAGACUCAUGAUGAGUUAAGUUUUUUGGCUUUGUCUCAUGUUGAUUUUUAUGGAUAUGAUUACGGAUUUUAUACGAAUAAAACUUACAAAGAAUGUGAGACUUUGUGUGCACAAUUGUGUGAUUGUGCAGGAUUUCAGUAUACUUUUACAGCUGAAUAUGGUGGUGUCUAUUGGUGUUAUCCGAAAAUUCAGUUACUUAAUGGCCAUCGUUCGCAGAGUUUUCUUGGAUCAUUCUACUUGAAAUUGCCGAAAAGUAGUGGUUUUGUUGAUGAGAUUAGGAUUCAACAAAAUAGCAGUGGAAUGGUUUGUGAGAGGAAUGGAGUGGUAAAGCUUGACAGAGAAUACAUGAAGAAGAAAGAAAAUGGUUCAUUGAAGUUCAUGCUUUGGUUUGCUUGUGGAUUAGGAGGAUUAGAGCUUUUGGGAUUUUUUAUGGUUUGGUUUUUCUUGUUUAGGAGCAGCAGAAAUUCUGAUGAGAAUCAUGAGUAUGUUCUAGCAGCAACAGGGUUUAGGAAAUUCAGUUACUCUGAAUUGAAACAAGCUACAAAAGGUUUUAGUCAAGAGAUCGGAAGAGGUGCUGGAGGAACUGUGUAUAAGGGUGUUUUAUCUGACAAUCGAGUUGCUGCGAUAAAGCGUUUGCAUGAAGCGAAUGAAGGAGAGAGUGAGAGUGAGUUUCUUGCCGAAGUUAGCAUCAUUGGAAGGCUUAACCACAUGAAUUUGAUUGGUAUGUGGGGUUAUUGUGCUGAGGGAAAGCAUAGAUUGUUGGUUUAUGAGUACAUGGAAAAGGGUACUUUAGCUGAUAAUCUCUCAUCAAAUGAACUUGAUUGGGGUAAGAGGUAUAACAUUGCUAUGGGAACUGCAAAGGGACUUGCGUAUUUACACGAAGAAUGUUUGGAGUGGAUUUUGCAUUGCGAUAUAAAACCGCAAAACAUACUUGUUGACUCCGAUUACCAACCGAAGGUAGCUGAUUUUGGUCUGUCCAAGCUAUUGAAUAGGGAUGACCUUGAUAAUUCAAAUUUCUCGAGGAUUCGAGGGACAAGAGGUUACAUGGCACCUGAAUGGGUUUUCAACAUGCAAAUCACUUCUAAAGUGGACGUUUAUAGCUAUGGAGUCGUUGUGUUGGAGAUGAUUACCGGAAAGAGUCCAACAACAGGUAUCCAAAUCAAAGACAAAGAAGAGUUGUGUCAUGAGAGGUUGGUAACAUGGGUUAGGGAAAAAAGAAGAAAAGGAGUAGAAGUUGGUUGUUGGGUGGCACAAAUUGUAGACCCAAAAUUGGGAUCAAAUUAUGAUGUAAAGAAGAUGGAGACAUUGGCAAAUGUUGCUUUGGAUUGUGUACAAGAAGAUAAAGAUGUUAGACCUACCAUGAGUCAAGUUGUUGAGAGGCUAUUAAGGGAUGACCAUGAUUAUUGAUAGUGUACACAUUUAAUACUUCUGUUUCCAUUAUUUUCUACAUGUAAUUUGAUUCAAGGAGGAUGUUAUCACAAUUUUGGAGGUAACAUUUAAAUAAUUAGUGUUUAGAAUGUGAUCAUAGUUUUCACAUUUCUGUUGCUUAUAUGCCUGUUCUAUACUUGUCACGAAGAAACAAGCUCCAUGUAUCCAAUGACCUUGAAACAAUAUUUCAAAAUCGAAUAAGACGGUUCAAUCGGUUAAACCUUAAA